Messenger RNA from Ctenopharyngodon idella (grass carp), 5759 nucleotides. RefSeq names its product ammonium transporter Rh type B-like. The transcript is spliced from 7 exons. Gene Ontology annotation, cellular component: plasma membrane. NCBI's taxonomy places the organism in Eukaryota, Metazoa, Chordata, Actinopteri, Cypriniformes, Xenocyprididae. Bases 776 to 2218 code for a protein of 480 amino acids. Gene Ontology annotation, molecular function: ammonium channel activity. The record is from RefSeq and is a predicted model, not a curated record. Gene Ontology annotation, biological process: ammonium homeostasis; ammonium transmembrane transport.
UCUAAUAGAGGUCAGCAUGAACACUUCAUAUUCUGCGCAUAAAAUAACAGCAGAAGAAAAUGUCAGUGAGCAACAGCAAAAAAUUCUAUAUCUAAAGAGCAAAAGUAUUCUUAUGCAUUGAUGAACUUGCCCUCCAUUUAACAUAUACACAAUCAUACAGUUGAAAGCUUCUACAAUACGUUCCUUGAAGCUCAACAAGAUUUAAAAAUAAACACUGAUUACAUUUUCCAUUUACUCUCAGGACUUCAUCAUCAUUAACAACUUUCAAUUGAAACCUCACUGGCUUUCCAAAUUAGAAGCGUUUGCAUAUUUAAAUGCAUAUGAGCAGAUCAUUUUGUUCUGUUAUCAGCACUAUUAGGAAACAAUAACGUGAAACCCUGUUGAAAGUGCAUUGCUCUGAGUCUGAACUCAGCAGUGAGCUUCUAUCAUGAUGGUCACUGAUUGUGCCAUUGAUCUUUGCAAUAAACAGGUUAAUGAGUUUCCUUAUGUCUUCCUCACCCUACCUAUCUCUUUUGUGAUAUGAUUAUUUAAACUGGGUCUAUGCCUUUGUUGAAGUUUAAAAAACUGCUGAGUAAUUAAAUCCUGGGAAUGGUUAUAACUAAGGGCAAAGUGCAGCUGGCUUCCCCUUUGCUUAAGCAGCAUGUGGAUGAUGUAACUUCAUGUUUAAGCCAAUGGACGGCUUUCUGCUUAUCAAGUUACAGUAGAUAAAAUAAAUAAGUGUCACUGGAAGAGAAAGGAGGCAGGAGUGCUGGCUCUGUGCUCAGUUACAGUCAAAAUGAAGAACAAUUCUACAAAUUUGCGUGUCCGGCUCCCUACACUAAUUUUUGCAUUGGAGGUCAUGAUUGUGGUCCUCUAUGUUGUCUUUGUGACGUACGAUGAUCAUGCUAAUGCACUUCUACAGAACAACCAGACACGGCCCAUGGAGAAUUCAUUGUAUCAAAACUAUCCAUUUUUUGCUGACAUCCAGGUGAUGAUAUUUCUUGGAUUCGGCUGCCUUCUGGCCUUUUUCCGCCGCUAUGGUUUCGGUGGAAUGGUGUUUAACUUCCUAAUUGCCACAUUUACCAUUCAGUGGGCCAUUCUGGUCCAGGGCUUCUUUCAAUUUUACUAUGAUGGAAAGAUUCAUCUUGGUGUGCUAAAUCUGAUCAAUGCAGAGUUUGCCUGUGCCGUUGUGCUGAUCUCUUUUGGAGCAGUGCUGGGAAAGACGAGCCCUGUGCAACUCCUGGUGAUGGCCUUGCUUGAGAUUCCUGUGUUUGGUGUCACAGAAUGGGCCGUCCUGAAAUACCUGAAGAUCAACGACGCUGGUGGCUCGAUCCUCGUCCACAUUUUUGCCUGCUACUUUGGACUGGGUGUCACCUUUGUCCUCUACAGACCCAGCCUAAACGAGGGACACCCAAAAGAAACGACAAGUUACCAGUCGGAUCUGCUAUCUGUGAUGGGAACCCUGUUCCUCUGGGUGUUUUGGCCAUCUUUCAACUCAGCGCUGACCUUCAAGGGUGACGACCAACACCGAGCCGUCCUUCACACGUUCAUAGGUCUCAGUGCUUCCACAAUCACUGCGUUUGCCCUGUCCAGCAUGCUCAGCAAGAAUGGCAAAAUCAGCAUGGCCGACGUGCAGAACGUAACAUUGGCUGGUGGUGUAACUGUUGGAGCCUCAGUGGACAUGAUGAUUUCACCAGCCGCUGCUUUUGUACUGGGGAUCCUGGGAUGCAUUGCGUGCAUGCUGGGGUACAAAUACCUAAGCCCGUUCCUGGCGCGUCGGCUGCGAUUGCAGGAUCAGUGUGGCAUACACAACCUGCACGGCCUAACGGGACUCAUUUCCAGCCUAGCAGGAAUCUGCGCAAUCCUGGUGGCGACUGAGGAAACGUACGGCCCCAGUCUCUACCAGACCUUCUCUCAUCGGGCACCUCCAGAAGGAGACCCUCUGCUAGCGAAGUUGCAGGUAUUAAUCCCGGACCUGGAAGCGGGCUUGGGUCGGAGCGCACAGGAACAGGCGCUCUUUCAGGUGGCAGCCGUGUUCGGGACCAUUGCUGCGGCGGCAGUGGGCGGUUUGCUGACUGGAGUAGUUCUCAAGCUACCGUAUCUGGCUUCCCCCAGUGAUGAGAAAUGCUUUGAUGAUGAGCUCUUCUUUGAGGUUCCUCCAGAUUACAACUGCGUAAACGGGCCACAGGAUGUGUGGUCUUACGUUCUCAGAGACACAAGCAAAACUGAUGCUGACUGAAAAAAGCUGCACUUGAAAAAGACUGAUGUUUGACAAGAGCAUUAAAUAGAAGGAAUAAAUCUCAAUGUUGGACUAGACCAUAAAAUAUUAUGGACUUUAGAACUGAGUACUGUGUAACUUGCUAAAUGGUGAUUUUAUUUACCCAAAAAGUGGUUUAUUUUAAUAUUUGAUGGGAUAAGGUUCAUAUACUGCAUUUUUUACUGAAAUAUAUAAAGUGUAUGCUUGAUUUUGAUAAAAUUAUGUCUUUGUAAGAUAUUCAUUUUUUUAUGAAUCAAAUAUUUCUAUAUACCAAUUAAUUUUCCAUUUAUAAAUUUUAGAUUACCCUUAUGAAAAAGAGGUACACUUUGGAAUACUUUUUAAAAGAGUACUGAUUAUGGAAAUAAUAUACUUUAAAAGAAAAUACUGCAAACUAAAUGUAAUGUUUUUGGAAAAUUAAUUGCAUGUUAUACGCAAUUAAAUGAAAAUGUAUUAUAGUCUAAAUAUUAAAUGCAGUUAGCUGAACUUUAGAGUGCUUUUUGACCCACAUCUUUGUGUAAUUUCAUAAUUACUUCUAUUAAUAAAUAUGGUUUAAGUUUAUUGCUGAAUGCACUGACAUAUAUAAGCGGUAAACUAAAAUAUACUUUAAUGUAAUUUCUAUUGAAAAUUGUAUGUCAUGUAUUUAGACAUUUGUAAUUUGCAAAAUUGCAAAGAUAUUACCUUUACGUGCUUUUGUAUGUUAGUCAACACAUUAAAAUAAGUGUACUUUAAAGCAUGACAAAACAUUAAAACAAUGAUUUAAAAUGUAUUUUAAUUUAAAACAUUUGACAUUUUUAUUACAAGUUUUGUACUUACAUGUCUUGUCACGAAAGUAUACUCUAAGUUCAUUAAAAUGGCCUUUUAUUUAAUUAAUAUUAUACUAUCUGCAAACAAUUUUUUUGUAUUUUGUGCGCAGCCUUAGGAAUCUGUAUUUCUCGUUGAGUAACGGCAGCAACACUUCCCUCAUUGAACAAAAGAUAAAGCAGUACUAAAGUUAAACAGUUAACAGUUUAAAAUCUGAAAUAUGAAGUACAUUACAUUUACAAGUGAUAAUGUUAUCUUGAUGAAAAGUUAUUAACAGGUUGAUUAUAUUUCUCAUGCACUAUCUCUUCUAUCCAUUUGUUUAGACAGAUACACACACAUACACAUAUAUUAAGUAUAUUAAGAUAGGAUAUAAAUGCAUGCAGUUAAAACAAAAUCAUGUGAUAUGGAAAAUCAGAAUUUAGAUGCUGAUUGAUGACACUUUCUCAAAAUAUGUCAGUUAUACAUGGAUUAUAACCUCAUUAAAAAUGGAGAGGAGUUGUGAAAGUGAUUUUUUUUUUUUUUCGGUUGUUUUGGAUAUCUGCCAUUGAAUUGAAUUUAUUUUAACUAUAUCAAUUUCAUAUAUGUGUUGAUGGUCUACACUGAAUGUGAAUGAGAGACGUUAACACUUUAACUAGUAGCUUAAUGUACAAGACCUUAUUGUGGCUGUCUGGGUAACAAUUAGGGCUAAUUAUGAAAUAAAAAUUGAAUAUGACUUUUUAAUCUUUAAAACGGUUACAUGCCGAAGAUGUUGGGAAAUAUUACUUAGGGGUAAAUGGGGAUAUAGCUUAAUAUUAAAUACAACAGUGGUGGAGGUAUGUCUGUAAAAGAAAAGGGUAGACAAUAUAGAUGAUUCAAUUUGAAAAGAUUUAUUUUUCCAAGUACAAAGUGAAAAGGUGAAAAAAUAUUUAAAAUAUUUACAAGAGACGAAUAAGAACAAUACAACAACAAAGGUGGGAGCGAGCCUACAGUUGCAAAACAAACAAACAAAACUAUCAAACGAAAAUGUAGAAAAGUCUUCAGCAUAAAAACACCCUAACUAAACUACUCUAUCCAAAUAAACAAAACAGAGGGGAUGUCACCCUCUCCUAAACCUAGUGUGUCUAGUUGGACGUUCCCAUCUGGUGCAAUCAGUGUAUGUUGCUCGACUUACUUACCCGCUGCCUCCUUCCCAGCCAGACUUGAGAGGAGAGACAGAACAAACGCAGCUGUGUCAAAACUGUACGUCCACAAUAUUAACACAUUUCGGUCUAGUACACACAUAUACAAUAACUCCAGCAACUGCAAUAAACAAGAACACAAGCUCAAGCAAACAAGGGGGUGUGUACGGGCAAACCAUCAACGAUACAAGCAAAAAAAAAAGCUGUCUGUCUGUCGACAGGGUUGUAAAUUACGGGCAUUUAUACCGGAACGUUGCAAGGUGCAAGGUGAUUGGCAGCGUGAACCGUGACGUCAUCUUUCAUAUUGAAGAGUGACAGGCUGUUCGUCCAAUAGAAUCUGAAACACAAAAGCAGCGUUUAAAACAACAACAACAACAACAAAAACAGGUACAUUAGAUUAUCUAUUUGAUCUUGAAUUCAGUAUAUUUUAGUAAUAAGAAUUUUACUAAUUUAAAAUAUUUAUUAUGUAGAUAUCGUUUAAUUUUGCUUUAGAAAAAACAGAAAUAAUAAGGAAGAAACAUAAGAAAACUAUAGCCUAUAUAUUACAUUUAUAUAAUAUUAGAUUAAUAUUACAUUAAUUUUAUAUAAUAUAUUACAUUAAUUUAACAUUAAUGUUAAGGUAUAUAUUACACAUGAUAUAUGACAUUAAUUUAUAUAUUAUAUUUCAUAUUUACAUGCUGUGAAAUGACUCCACCCGUGUUUACAAAACGCUAGUUUCUGUAAUUUAUGUGGGAAUUAUGCAAUAACAGAGCAGGUUUAUCAACGAGGAGGUAUUCAUAGAAACAAAAGCACUGCAAAUUCUGCAAGUAUAACUACACUCGAAAAAAGAAACUCAAAAUGCUCCUUGACUUUUAUCUACAUCACGAAACGAUAGGAAACCCUGCCCCCUAUCAGCGUCCAUUUUGGGGAAAGCAGGAAGUUGUCUUGUUGGGGGAAACCUCAUGACAAACAUAACUGAGCUUCUUAAAUAUCCACUGAUAUAUACAUCGUUAUUUCUUUUUGUUUGAAUGAUUGUUCGGUGUAUUUGUUGCUCGUCUAUAGGCGGAUCUGACCGUUUGUUUUGCAGUUGUGUUGAGUGUCAAACUUCACACGCGCGUAGCAGAGGUCGCGACGACAACCGGAGUCCUAAAUAAAACCAGGCAGUAUUUGCCAAAAGCAGUUCUUGGUCUAAUUACGAGCAGGUCAGAAUGGCGGAUGACUUCGAUGUUGAGGCCAUGCUGGAAGCUCCUUAUAAGAAGACUUGCCUAAUGAUAUCUCACCUCUACUCCCCUGAAUACAUCUUUGAUUCCAGUGUGAACUGUGAAAAAAAGACAAGCUGUGAGACAGAGAUGGCAUCGAGCUCUCACAGUCCAACAGCGCUAACUGGAGAAGAUCACAUGGACUGACAGCCUCGACUCUGGAAUGCCCUUUAGCAUCUCUAUAGCAUGACAACAGCAAGACUUAGGCUUAAAAUAGCAGGGGUGAAAGCAAGUCUUCUAGCGCCAAUGGUCAUAAUGAGGAACGCAGCAAAAAGAAAAGACGCAGCAACAGUCGUAGUCCGAGUCCAGGCCGCCGGAGGAGUAGAA